Molecule: messenger RNA, 1081 nt
Organism: Cercocebus atys (sooty mangabey)
Lineage: Eukaryota; Metazoa; Chordata; Mammalia; Primates; Cercopithecidae
Gene: DPY30
Product: dpy-30 homolog (C. elegans)
Exons: 5
Coding region: 167-529 (120 amino acids)
Cellular component (GO): Set1C/COMPASS complex
Source: RefSeq, a predicted model, not a curated record
GUUGGUGCUGGGAGUUGGUGGCGCGGUGCAGGGCUCCUAAGAACGAACGGCUUGGGCGCGGGUAAUCAGCUUCCUUUCCCCCAGUUUCUCACUCAUUCUAGGUAACUCGCGGCUCUUCUUGUUUUCCAAGACUGGUAUCCGGGGACUGUGACUUGCAGGGUCCGCCAUGGAGCCGGAGCAGAUGCUGGAGGGACAAACGCAGGUUGCAGAAAAUCCUCACUCUGAGUAUGGUCUCACAGACAACGUUGAGAGGAUAGUAGAAAAUGAGAAGAUUAAUGCAGAAAAGUCAUCAAAGCAGAAGGUAGAUCUCCAGUCUUUGCCAACUCGUGCCUACCUGGAUCAGACAGUUGUGCCUAUCUUAUUACAGGGACUUGCUGUGCUUGCAAAGGAAAGAGUUUUACAACAGAGAGAAAAUACAGCAGUCAAGUAUAAUGUAAAAAAUACAGCCAAUUUUUCUCAGCAUUGUUUCUGGACCUUUCUGAGGGUGGGAUCUGGGCAUCUUCAAUGGCUUAACAAGUAUCACAGGUGAUUCUAAUGUACAAUAAAGUUGGAGUACUAAUAAAAGCAUUGCAAAGGGGAUACAAUAUCCUCUAAUGUUAUCAACAUUUAUAGUAAUAGCUAUAAUUUAUUGCAUUCCUACUAAGUUUCAGGCAUAGUACAUUUUUACUUAAAUGAUCUCUGAUAUGGCAGCUCUGCAAAGUAGAUAUUAUUAUUCCCAUUUUGCAGAUGAGGAAACAGACUUGGAGAGGUUAAGUGACAUGCUCAAGACAACACUGCUGGUAAGUUUUUGAAUGGGAAUUCAAAUCCGGUUCUACCAAUGUGUUGCUGAAUUUCAUUGCUUCUCUUUGCAAUAAAAAGCAGCAGCCAGUUCUUUUUGGGGUCUAUUCUCAUUGUCCCCUGUGAAGAAAUGGAGAUGGCUCACUAGCUCAGAAAAUAGAGAAACUGCCAUAAAAGAGCCAGGAAAAAACAUCCACUAGAGCAGUGGUUCUCAAAGAGGAGUGAUGAUCUCUCCCCACCCCCAUUUCCCCAGAGAACACUUGUUGAUGUCUGGACACAUUUUGGUUGUCACGACUAGAAUCAG